This is a messenger RNA of Tupaia belangeri chinensis (Chinese tree shrew), 7595 nucleotides long. RefSeq names its product tetratricopeptide repeat domain 3 (gene TTC3). The coding region runs from base 125 to 6142 and encodes 2005 amino acids. The record is from RefSeq and is a predicted model, not a curated record. Gene Ontology annotation, biological process: ubiquitin-dependent protein catabolic process. Gene Ontology annotation, molecular function: ubiquitin-protein transferase activity; protein binding. Lineage: Eukaryota; Metazoa; Chordata; Mammalia; Scandentia; Tupaiidae. The transcript is spliced from 46 exons.
AAUCAGUCUGUUACAAGACAUAAAAACCUCUGGGAAUUAAUUGGGAUUGAUUGAAUCAGUUUGGGAGAGAAUUGAAAUCUUUAAGAUUUUGAGCCUUCCUAUCUGAGAAGAUGGAUUGUGCACCAUGGACGAUUUUGCCGAGGGAGAUUUCAUUGUAGCGGAUUAUGCCUUGUUAGAACAUUGCCCUUAUGUGGACAAUUAUGUCUUUGCUCCAGAAUUUGUGACUGAUGAUUAUGUUCGGGUGACUCAGCUUUACUGUGAUGGGGUGGGUAUGCAAUAUAAAGAUUAUAUCCAAAGUGAGAAAAAUUUAGAAUUUGACAUCUGCAGUAUAUGGUGUAGUAAACCAGUUUCUGUCCUGCAAGAUUACUGUGAUGCCAUUAAAAUAUACAUCUUCUGGCCACUUCUUUUUCAACGUCAACAUAGUUCUUUAAUAUCACGAUUACAUCCCUGUGUGGAGGCCAACAAUUCUGGUGCUUCUGAGAUAAGUUUGAAGAAAUUACAGUAUCUUGAGUUGAUGGAAGAUAUUGUAGAUUUGGCAAAGAAAGUUGCGAAUGAUUCAUUUCUUAUUGGAGGCUUAUUGAGAAUUGGUUAUAAAAUAGAAAAUAAAAUCUUGGCAAUGGAAGAAGCUUUGAACUGGGUGAAAUACACAGGCGAUGUAACAAUUCUACCUAAAUUAGGAUCACUUGACAAUUGUUGGCCUAUGUUAAGUAUUUUCUUUACUGAAUACAAGUAUCACAUAACUAAAGUUGUAACAGAAAACUGCAAUUUGCUUGAAGAAUUUAAAACUCAAAGUUGUGCGGAGUGUUUAGAGCAAGGAGAACUAAUGAAAAUAAAAGGAAAUGAAGAGUUUGCCAAAGAAAGAUAUGAUAUAGCUAUUAUCUAUUACACCAGAGCCAUUGAAUAUAGACCUGAAAACCACCUUCUUUAUGGUAACCGAGCUCUUUGUUUUCUCCGUACUGGACAAUUCAGAAAUGCACUUGGUGAUGGAAAGAGAGCUACUAUUCUGAAAAACACUUGGCCAAAGGGUCAUUAUCGUUAUUGUGAUGCUCUUUCUAUGCUGGGGGAAUAUGACUGGGCCCUGCAAGCAAACCUAAAAGCUCAAAAACUCUGUAAAAAUGACCCUGAGGGAAUCAAGGAUCUAAUUCAGCAGCAUGUAAAGUUACAAAAACAAAUAGAAGACCUCCAAGGUCGAACACCAACAAAGAAUCCAAUUAAAGCCUUUUACGAAAGCAAGGCCUACACACCUAGGAGUUUGUCAGCACCUACAUUUAGUACUUCACUUAACUUUGUGGAGACUGAAAGAGAUUUCAGAAAAACUAACCACGAAAUGGCAAACGGUCGUAAUCAGAAUCUAAAGGUGGAAGAUAAGGCUUUUAAGGUAGAUGAUUGUGACUGUCAUCCUGAAUUUCCAUCACCAUCUAGUCAGCCUCCAAAACAUAAAGGAAAACAAAAAUCCCGAAAUAAUGAAUCAGAGAAGUUCAGUUCUAGCUCACAUUUGACUUUACCAGUAGAACUGAAAAACAUCUUGGAGAAACAGUUUUCUAAAUCGUCCAGAGCAGCACACCAGGAUUUUGCUAAUAUUAUGAAAAUGCUGAGAAGUUUAAUCCAAGAUGGUUAUACAGCCUUGCUGGAGCAGCGUUGCCGCAGUGCUGCACAGACCUUCACAGAGUUGCUGAAUGGGUUAGAUCCUCAAAAGAUAAAGCAACUGAACCUGGCCAUGAUUAACUAUGUCUUAGUAGUCUAUGGACUUGCCAUUUCUCUCCUGGGAAUAGGACAGCCCGAGGAGUUAUCUGAAGCUGAAAACCAGUUUAAGAGGAUUAUUGAACACUACCCCAAUGAAGGACUUGAUUGCUUGGCCUACUGUGGAAUUGGAAAAGUAUAUUUGAAAAAAAACAGAUUUCUGGAAGCGCUUAAUCACUUUGAGAAAGCAAAAACCUUGAUUUAUCGCCUUCCUGGAGUGUUAACUUGGCCCACAACUAAUGUGAUUAUCGAAGAAUCUCAGCCAGGGAAAAUAAAGAUGCUGUUAGAGAAAUUUGUUGAAGAAUGCAGGUUUCCUCCUGUGCCAGAUGCCAUAUGCUGCUAUCAAAAGUGCCAUGGAUAUUCCAAAAUCCAGAUAUACAUAACUGAUCCAGACUUCAAGGGUUUUAUACGAAUCAGCUGUUGCCAGUACUGUAAAAUAGAAUUUCACAUGAACUGCUGGAAGAAACUGAAAACAACCACCUUUAAUGAUAAAAUUGACAAGGAUUUUCUACAAGGAAUCUGUCUUACCCCUGACUGUGAGGGUAUCAUUUCUAAGAUCAUCAUCUUCAGCAGUGGUGGUCAAGUUAAAUGUGAAUUUGAACACAAGGUCAUAAAAGAAAAGGCUCCUCCAAGACCUAUUCUGAAACAGAAAUGUUCUAGCCUAGAGAAGCUAAGACUGAAAGAAGACAAAAAGCUGAAGAGAAAGAUCCAAAAAAAAGAAGCAAAAAAGUUAGCACAAGAACGAAUGGAAGAGGACCUGAGAGAAAGCAAUCCACCCAAAAAUGAAGAACCAAAAGAAACAGUAGACAAUGUUCAGAAUUGUCAGUUCCUGGAUGACAGAAUUCUACAGUGCAUUAAGCAGUAUGCUGACAAAAUUAAAUCUGGCAUACUGAAUACUUCCAAGCUUCUUAAAGAAUUGCUUUCUUGGAAAGUUUUGAGCACAGAAGACUAUACAACCUGCUUUUCCAGCAGAAAUUUCCUAAAUGAAGCAGUGGACUACGUCAUUCGUCACUUGAUUCGAGAAAAGGAUAGAGUGAAGACAAGGAUAUUUCUGCAUGUUUUAAGCGAGCUUAAAGAAGUGGAGCCCAAAUUAGCCACUUGGAUCCAGAAACUUAACAGCUUUGGCUUAGAUGCCACAGGACCUUUUUUUUCUCGUUACGGAGCAUCUCUGAAGGAGCUUGAUUUUAGCAUCAUGACUUUUCUGUGGAAUGAGAAAUACGGUCAUAAACUCGGCUCUAUAGAAGGAAAGCAACUUGAUUAUUUCUAUAAGCCAACAUCACUGAAGGAAGCACGUGGUUUAAUAUGGCUGCUAGAAGAACACAGAGACAAAUUUCCGGCGUUGCAUAGUGCUUUAGAUGAAUUCUUUGACAUAAUGGACAGCCGCUGCACUGUGUUAAGGAAACAAGACAGUGGUGAAGCGCCGUUUAAUCUUACCAAGGUGAAAAACAAAGGCAAGAAAAAGAAGCCAAAAGAUUCAAAGCCUAUGUUAGUUGGGUCUGGAACAACUUCAGUGACACCAAAUAAUGAGACUGUCACUUCAAGUGAAGACCAUAAUAGACGCAAUUCAGAGUCCUCAGGCCCAUUUGCAGUGCCUGAUCAUCUUCGGCAAGAUGUAGAAGAAUUUGAAGCUCUCUAUGACCAGCACAGCAACGAAUAUGUUGUCCGCAAUAAGAAGCUAUGGGACAUUAACCCAAAACAGAAAUGUUCUACCCUGUAUGAUUACUUCUCUCAGUUGUUGGAGGAGCAUGGUCCCUUGGACAUGAGUAACAAGAUAUUCUCUGAAGAAUAUGAGUUUUUCCCAGAAGAAACUCGACAGAUACUAGAAAAAGCAGGAGGUUUAAAAUCUUUUCUCCUGGGCUGUCCUCGUUUUGUUGUGAUCGACAACUGUAUUGCAUUGAAGAAAGUUGCAUUACGGCUCAAGAAAAAGAGAAAGAAGAAAAACAUUAAAACAAAAGUAGAAGAAAUUUCGAAAGCAGGAGAGUAUUUACGAUUUAAACUACCAUUGAAUCCAACUGUUAGGGAAUUUAGACCUGACGAUAAAUCCAAACCAGUGUCUGAUUUAUCUCCAGCACCAGCUUCUGAGGCUGUGAAGCCCAAACCUACAUCUGCUAAUUGUCCCACACCAGCUUGUGACGACGUGAAGUCCAAACUAGCAUCAGAUACUACUUCUAGGCAAGUUUUUGAGGAUGGAAAACCCAAAGGACUCGCAUGUAAUUCUCCUCAAGUCUCUGAGGGUGCCGAUCAUAAGCAAGUCUCUUCUGAUUCGCCCACACCUGUUCUUCAGGAUUUGAAACCAACCUACUGGACUCAAUCCCAUUUGGUUACAGGAUACUGUACAUAUCUUCCUUUACAGAGAUUUGACAUCCCUCAGACACAGCCGACAUACAUAAAUGUAUUACCAGGUUUGCCCCAGUACACCCGCAUAUAUACUGCUCUGGCCAACGUUUCUUCUCAAUAUCAGCUACAAGGAUCAAUCCCAGUGGUGCCGUCUUUUGCAGCCAAUGACAGAGCAGAUAAAAAUGCUGCUGCAUAUCCGGAGGGACUGCCGUUGAAUAGUGAGGGCGCCACUGGUAACCGUAUUGCCUCUGAAACACAUACACAUGAGGACUCUUUGGGACCGUCUGCAAAGUUACAGUGCAGCACAGGUGAUACUGUUGCAGCCCUGAGUGAGCCUAAAAGAAAAGAUGAGCACUGUGGGAAUUCUAACACCAAAUGCAAAGAAAAUCCAGAAAGUACUAUUGCAGUGACAAAGAUUCCACAUACACAGAUGGUGGCCACACAGGUGUCUUGGAAUGUAACCCACCAAGAAACCAAUACUGAACCAUAUGAUCCUUUUGAGGCACAACAAGGGGAUAUUUCACAAAUUGAAAAGGAGUACCAGGUAUUACAGGAGCAACUUACAGAAGCAUGUGAACAGUAUGAACAGAUAAAACUCAAGGGCUCAGAAGAGACCAAGGACCUGGAAGAAAAGUUGAAAAGGACCAUAGAAGAAAACAAGAUCUCAAAGACGGAAUUAGAGUGGUUCCUGCAAGAUUUGGAAAAAGAAAUUAAAAAAUGGCAGCAAGAGAAAAAUGAAAUCCAAGAAAGACUAAAAGCACUGAAGAAGAAAAUUAAAAAGGUUUUAAAUACCAGUGAAAUGUAUACAGAGAAAAAUAAUGGAAAUGAUACAGAACAUGAAUUACAUCUGGAUCAGUCACUUGAAACCAGCGUUUGCAAUAACACAUUCGCAAAUGAGAAGAUGAAGCUGGAUGAGUGUAUAAAGAAAGGGAAGGAGCAGUGCGAAGAGAGUCACCAAAGAGCUGUGGCUGCAGAGGUAUCUGUGCUUGAAAACUGGAAGGAGAGCAAAGUGUUUAAGCUACAGAUCAUGGAGUCACAAGCAGAGGCCUACCUGAAGAGCCUGAAGCUAGUGAGCAGUGAUUCUGCAGCUCAUCCAAACAUGGAAUCUGAUAUACAUUCAUGGGAAUCCUUUCUUUCUAAUGUUACAAAAGAAAUUGAGAAAGCAAAGUCUCAAUUUGAAGAACAAAUUAAGGCAAUUAAAAAUGGUUCUCAGCUCAGCAAACUUCCUGAAGUGCAGAUCUCUGAGCUUUCAUUUCCUGCCUAUGCCAGGGUUUGUCCCGAGGUAAAUUCCAAGUCAUCACACACUGAUGAUCGAGGGACUGGGACUUCCACAGGCAACGAGACUGGACACCAGACAGCAGCUCACAAGAGUUCGAGUCUGCUUUCUGCUGGUUAUCGCCCAGUUGAAGCUGCUGCUGCACCAUUGCCAGUGUCACCCUCUCAUGAGCGUGAAGUCACUCGGCUGCCAGCACCUAGAAGAGCUGCCCAGGCGGCUCUGUCAAAGCACAGCCCUGAGAUGGAUCAGAAACUACCUGCUCCUCCAGGACAUGCUGCUCGUUCAAGCCAGUCUCCAAAAAAGUCAUUCAACAGUAUUAUUGAGCACCUGUCAGCGGUAUUCCCAUGCCACAGCAGCACUGAGCUUGCUGGUUUCAUUAAAAAAGUACGAAACAAAAACAAGAACUCACUCUCAGGAUUGAGUAUUGAUGAAAUUGUCCAAAGAGUGACAGAAUACAUUCUAGAUGAACAGAAAAAGGAAAAGCCAAGUCCAGGAAAGGACAAGAGUACAGCUGCGCCCAGCUCUGCCGCUCCUGCGACCAGGCCCGCCUCCCAGGGCCCCCCCUUGUCAAUAGUCAGACCUUCAUCCAACACCAACGGCCAAAGGACAGAAGAUGUUCCUGUUUCUAGUUCAAAUUCCUGUGAAAUAUGCCAUGAGGAAUUCAAAUCAAAAAAUAUGCGUGUGCUGAAAUGUGGGCAUAGGUUUCACAAAGGGUGCUUUAAGCAAUUGCUUAAAGGACAGAGUGCUUGCCCAGCCUGCCGUGGUGGUGAGCUCUUCUCAGAAGAGUAACCUGCGCUUCUGGAAAGGCCAGCCCAGCGAAAAUGGGCCGCCUCCUACCUGCUAUUCUAGGUCGUCUCACUUUCCUAAAGCGUCACCCACCAGCCUGUUGAAUUGGAAGGACAAUAUACCACCUGUGCUACAAAAAGCAAACCUUUGAAGACUCGCGUUGUGUGUCCCAAAGCCAAUAAGUGGAGAUCUUUAACAGUCGAUAUAAGUAAACUCCCCACUCUGAUUAGACACUUGAGUGACAAAUAGCCAAUAAAAUGAUGUGUGACCAUGUUCUGACAUUGUGGGGCUGCACAGGGUGGCUUGUGAGACCCUGAAAGCAGUCCCUGAAUCAUGAGAAUUCUUAAGCCAGUCCAGUUCCCCACGCUCCCCUUUGGUGUUUGAAAAAUUUGUUCUAGCAGCUUCGCAAGAGAGGAUAUUGACCAUUCAGAAUUUUUAAAAGUUUCGGUAUUCUUGAAAAUAUGUCUACAUUUUUCCUCAGAGAUUUUGACCAAAAGAUUCCAAUCUCUUCAUAAAACACUGUGUGCUUUUUUAAAUUUCCAUUUUCAUUAUUUUAUUCGCCCCAUAGACUGUUCAAGUGGUUAUUUUUCACCUUCUAAAAGUGUGACCUGAUUUUUGGAAAUCAAGUACAGACUACUUUCUUAUUAAUAUCAGCCAUGGCUUUUUUGCCCCUUCAGUCAAGGCCAUGUAUUCAUCAUGCUGACCCCACAUGGAAAGUGACCCUGAGAAACCGGCCGAUGUCAGUCGCGUUUGUCCUUCUGCGAAUCAGCUCAGCUGUGCUUACGGCGUAACAUCUAGCGCCAUGCUGAGCUCAGGCAGGCACUGCACACGGUGGCCACUCCCGCCGUCCUUCCUUAUCCCAGCACCAAGAGAGAAACUUGUGUACUAGGUAACCCUGAGGUUCUGUGUUACCGUCGUCCUGUGUUUGACCCUUGUGUAAAGUAAUGCAUGCAAUCUUGUACUGUGACCUGAGAACAAAACCCUAACUGCACUAGAAACUAUUAAAAUAUUAGAUAUCUUUCAGCAACGUAGAGAGAGUGGUAAGCAUAGAAACAUGGGUCCUGAUACAUUCCAUUUCUCUCAAACACGAAGGAUCAAAAAAUGUUUUUCAGUGUGUUCUUAUUCCACUGGGAAUUUCAAGUCACUAGCUUUUGAGUUGACUUGGUCGCUUUCUUAUCCCUUAGUUUGAUGUGAGUGUUGGUGUCUUUGUGAUUUAGUCCACAGAAGUUCACUGCUUAUUUUGAAACAUCUUCGGUGAUCUCUAAAACAUUGAGUGCUCGUAAUAAUCAGAGAGUUUUAGAUCUUCAAGUACAGAGGGGCCAGUUUGUAACACGGGUACAGAGGAGAGGAUGAACAGCUGUCAAGUGUGAGAGUGCGUUUUGUGUGUAACUUCAGAUACCUGUGAGUAGGCCUUAUAUUGUCCAGUAGCUGUCAGAAUAAAGAGCAUUCUAAAAUA